Molecule: messenger RNA, 1552 nt
Organism: Prosopis cineraria
Lineage: Eukaryota; Viridiplantae; Streptophyta; Magnoliopsida; Fabales; Fabaceae
Product: GDSL esterase/lipase At4g10955-like
Exons: 3
Coding region: 345-1391 (348 amino acids)
Biological process (GO): lipid metabolic process
Source: RefSeq, a predicted model, not a curated record
UGCGUGGUUGAGUAAUCACUCCAACUUUAGCAUACGACAUCGUCACGCCAUUCUCUAAUCUCUAUAAAUGCCUUGGUCGUUUCUGGUUUGCUUCCUGGUUCUGAAAGCAACCUGAGUGGGGGGUCGGUGGAGGUCAGGCCCGGUGACGUUCCCAACGUUUGCUGGAGCCAUUCACUCACUCCCCAUUUUAAUGUUUCGCUUGGACCUGCAUUAUUUGCUGUUUGGUGUUCUGCUUCCUAUCCGUCACCUGUGAUCCUUCACUUUCAUUCUCACUUUUCCCCCAAGCGACAGCAGUUGUGAAGAUAGCAAAAAGGAAGAUAGCCAGAAAAAAAGCAUAGGGUGUAAUGGCCUCUGAGAGGGAAUGUUUUGACCUUUCAGGACCCUUACAUCUUUCUUUUGUUGACUGGGAUAAUGCAUAUCAUCGAAUGUCAGUUGCUGCGAGUCUAGUACAAGGUGUUUACAUACUAGAAAGGGACCGGCAAGAAAAUCGCGUAGGCCCCAAUGCUCUUGCACCUCCUUGGUGGACUUUCUUCCAUUUUCAGUUGUUUCGUCCAUUGAUAGAUGACGUUGAUAGGUCCAUCUUUGGAGCCAUUUAUGAAUUCAAGCCACCUCCCUCUUCCAAGGGUAAUGACACUAUAUCUAGAAGUCCACGAUAUGUGAUUGCAUUUCGAGGCACUCUGACAAAGGCAGAUUCAGUUUCUCGUGAUAUUGAGUUGGAUAUCCAUUUUAUCCAAAAUGGACUCCAUCAGACAUCUCGCUCUGACAUUGCUAUCCAAGCUGCUCGGAACAUGGUAGCCACCAUAGGGGAUUCAAAUAUCUGGUUGGCUGGUCACUCACUGGGAUCUGCCAUGGCAAUGCUUACAGGGAAAAGAAUGGCCAAGAGUAGCAUGUUUAUUGAAUCUUUUCUUUUCAACCCACCAUUUGUUUCUGCUCCAAUCGAGAGAAUCAAAGAUAAAAACUUGAAACUUGGGAUUCGAAUAGCCGGCAGUGUGAUAACAGCUGGACUCGCCCUUGCUAUGAAGGCUAAGCAGAAAGGGGAAGUGUCCUUGGAUGAUCAGUUGGAUCCAUUUGCUGCUUUGUCUGCCUGGGUCCCCUGUUUAUUUGUGAAUCCAUCCGAUCACAUCUGCUCAGAAUACAUAGGAUAUUUUGAACACCGGAAGAUGAUGGAGGAGAUCGGUGCAGGUGAAAUUGAGAGGUUAGCGACUCAGAAUUCAAUCGGUGAUUUGCUGAUGGGAGCUUUUGGUAAGGAAUCAGAAGCCCUGCACCUAAUUCCUUCAGCUUCUUUGACAGUAAAUGUAACUCCAGUUCAGGAUUUCAAAGAAGCUCAUAGCAUUCAUCAGUGGUGGAGACCUCAUUUGAGUCUGGAACACAAGCUCUACAAAUACAAGUAGCUCUAGUUACUGGCUUUUAUGUUCAUUUGGCGCUGUCGCUUCUAGUUUUCCUUGUGAAUGUCUAUAUACUUAAUUUCGGUUUUGGAGCAAUGUGUAUGCAUGUAGAUUGGUUGAACUGCAUUUCUUCUGUAAAUAGAAGCUUGGUGGUUCAUGUGUCUUUA